Molecule: messenger RNA, 2423 nt
Organism: Porites evermanni
Lineage: Eukaryota; Metazoa; Cnidaria; Anthozoa; Scleractinia; Poritidae
Source: the annotation of a GenBank genome assembly
AUGUGGUUAUUUAUUGUGCUCUCACUAAACACCUUGCUAAGCUUCCACCUUUGGCAAGCAGAAGCGAAGUUGAAGGACGGUGAUUGCGAAGGUCAGUGUGCAAAAUCUCAUGUAGUUGAUAGACUUCAGCUGUUUUUUCGACACGUAUGGAUAAAGUUAGAGCAGGAACCCCUUUUGAUCAGAAUCCUUUUAACCUGAUAAACAGAUCUAUUUAACAGCUUUGCGACUUUGACUAGGUACAUAGAAUUAAGAUCAGAAUUUCUAUGACAGAGUAUAAUCUGAGUUUCAACUUGAUUGAGUUUAUUGUUGGGUCCAAAUCAAUUUUGAUCUUAAAAUGCAAAUAAGCUUAAAUUGGUGUAUGUGGAUACCCUGAACGUAAGAAAAAAUGGUGACCAAACACACCUGGUUGGUAAAAAGUGAAACAUGAUUCCAAAGAAGGAGAAUGCUUAUUCAAAUUUAGCCAUUUUUGGUCAAGACAUCGAGUGAUACUGUGCUUUGAGUGUGACGUUUUAUACUUAUAACAGUUUUUUAUGUCAAUUGUCCAGCUGAAUUUUUGUGGGAAUAGGCCAGAUGCUUGAUAUCUGUUACAAAAAUAUGUGAAAAUUUGCAAAAAAAUUGAUGUUUGAAAAUCCUAUUUUCCGUGCGUGGUUGACCCCCUGUUAAUGAUUAUGCCUUCUUAUGAAAGAGUCAAAUGUUUUGAUCUUGUUUUUCAGUCUGUAUAAAGUUCCUUACUAAUUUUGCCAGUAAACUAUCCAGUGAUGACUUGUCAGAUCUCACUAAAAUCCAGGACAAGUUAAAGGCAACUUGCAAGAAAGCAAAAACCAAAGAAAACAGAUUUGUAAGUAAAAGAACCCUGUUGAAAGCUAAUGGGUCUUUACGCUUAGACUCAUCAACACGCUGCGUGGGAAGAAUGAGAGUUGUACUCCAGGGCUCAGUCUUGUACAUAGUUGAAUCAUAAGCUCCUCUCCUCUGUUAUGUUGCUUAAAAGAAAGGAGCAGAUAAUACUUUAAAAGCAGUACACUGUGAAUAGUGAUAAUUAACAAUUAACUGGAUUUGCCUGUGGUUGAGAGGUCGAGUAAUGCCUGGCCUCUGCUAUCUAUUUUAACCCUUUUUAAAAAGCCCUAAGAGUGAUCAGCAUCAAAUUUCUCCUUGUUAUAUCAAUACCUUGUAAAACAGAGUUGUCAUGAGAAUUACCGACAAGAUCACGCAAGAUGAAUUGGCUUGAUAUUUUAUCAACUUCUUCCCUCUAUUUCUGUAGGAAAUGAAUAGGGGCAACAAAUGAGAAUUCAAAUUUUGAUCUUAGUGUUUAAAGGGUUAAUCAACUUCACUGAGGCACCACCAGGUAUAUCCCUUCUGCCUGCCCCACCCCACCUUCCCCCCAGGAAUAAUGUGCAUUAUUUUUUUUCACUAGUGUUAUUACAUUGGAGGAACAGCUGAUGCCGCUACUGGCAUGUUAAAGGAAGUUGUCAAGCCCCUGAGUUAUCACAUGCCAGCAGACAAGAUCUGUGAGAAGCUUAAAAAGCAAGAUGCACAGAUCUGUGAGCUUCAAUAUGGUGAGUGAGAAAAUCAAUAUGUGGUCUCAGCAUGCAAAUAAAGUAGUGUCUGAUAGCCCAAGGCUAGAGGAUAUUCCUAUCGGACUACUGAAUUCCCCAACAGGAAAAUGAAGUUUUUUGGAGAAUUUAAUUUACAGAAGAACUGUAAUCAGUCCUGUCUAGGCUGAAAUCCAAAAAAUUCCAAAAAUCUGGGAGACUGUACCGCCUGGUCUCAAGUGUCUGCCAUAUCAUAAGUUUAAGAAAGAAUGGAAGUCCUGUCUUCUAACCAACCAAAUCUGACCUUGCUUUUAUGUUCUAUCACUGAUAUUAUCUGAGAUUUUAUUCCUCUCUUUACUGCUGCCAAUUAUUUCAACAUGAUGGGGUCCAACAAGAAAGCCCUUGCUACUUUGGACACUGUACACAAAUGAACUUAAUAUCCUUUAGUUAAUUAUUAUUUGUCAGCGACUUUAUUUUCCUACCUAUGUACACUUAUGUAAAUAUCUUAUAAUUUAAAGUGUGAAAUAAGGAAUUGAAUUGAAUUGAAUUGAAUAUGGCUCUGGAGCUAGUACGUGCUAGUUAUAUCUUUCCCGAACAGCAAACUAUAAGACUGACUAUCUUUGCACCCUGGGUCUGUUAUUGGUAACAGCGAAACUCAACUGACUGGUCUUCUUGAUUAUUCAAACUUUUUGCAACAUUCUGGAACUAAUGCACUUUGUUUUCAUGGUUGCAGACAAGCAGAUUGAUCUGAAUAAUGUGGACUUAAAGAAACUGCGAGUUAAACAACUCAAAAAGAUCUUGAGUGAUUGGGACGAAGAUUGUGUUGGAUGUUUAGAAAAAUCAGACUUUAUAAAGAAGAUUGAACUGCUUAAAAAAGAACACACCGAGCUCUGA